AUGAAUGCCCAGAAUGUGGGAAAUUUUUCCGUGAAAAACCACUCUCAGAAACCACGAGAGAAUCACACAGGAGAGAAACCCCACAAAUGCUCAGAGUGUGGGAAAUCAUUUGAUUGCCAUUCCCGCCUUUUGACUCACAGGAAGAUCCAUGUGGGAAGCGGAUCCAGUCAAGGUUUAGAGGGGAAGAAAUGCUUCUCUGGAAAACUCACCAAAGAUCUCAGAAAGCCCCCAACACUAAAAAACUACAAAUGUGAGGAAUGUGACUUACGCUUUGGUAAAAAGUCAAACCUUAUUACACAUCAGAAAAUCCACACUGGAGAGAAACCUUAUCAAUGUGUGGAAUGUGGGAAUUUUUUCCGUCAAAAAACCACUCUCAGAAACCACGAGAGAAUCCACACAGGGGAGAAACCUUACAAGUGCUGGGAAUGUGGAAAGAGCUUUUCUCAGAACUCAAGUCUUUGGAUCCAUGAGAAGACUCAUGCAGGAAUAAAAUCUUACAAAUGCUUUGAGUGUGGAAAAUGUUUCAUCCAGAGUUCAAGUCUUCGUAGUCAUGAGAAAACACACAAAGGGGAGAAAAAGGAAAAGUGCCUCGAAUGUGGGAAAUGUUUUACCCAGAAAUCUCAUCUGAUGCGACAUCAAAAACUUCACACUGGAGAGAGACCCUAUGAAUGCCCAGAAUGUGAGAAGCGAUUUAUGUAUUCCUGUGAACUUCAGAGACACCAGGAAUGGCACAAAGAAAAAUUAUCCUAUAGAUGUCGGGAGUGUGGGAAAGGUUUCAUUUCGCCAGGAGUGCUUCAAAUUCAUCAGAGAAUCCACACGGGGGAGAAACCCUACAAAUGUGGGGAGUGUGGGAAAUGCUUUUCCCAAAAACAACACCUUGGAAGGCAUCAAAGGCUCCACACAGGAGAGAAGCCAUUCAGAUGUGUAGAAUGUGGGAAAUGUUUCACUCAAAAGGUAGACCUUUGGAGACAUCUUAAAACCCACACAGGGGAGAAGCCACAUCAAUGCUAUGAAUGUGGAAGAUUUUAUCGUACCUCAUCAGCCCUUAGAAGUCAUGUGAAAAUUCACACAGGGGAAAAAAACUACAAAUGUAUAGACUGUGGGAGAACAUUUGCUCAUCCAUGUUCCCUUAGAAGUCACAGCCGAAUCCAUACAGGAGAGAAACCCCACAAAUGCUCAGAGUGCGAGAAAUGUUUUUCACGGAAAGAUUCUCUUGUGAUGCAUCAGCAAAUCCACACUGGAGAAAAACCCUAUAAAUGUUUGGAGUGUGGGAAAUGUUUUGCCCAACCUUCAGCACUUCGCACGCACACUCGAAGUCACGCAGGAGAAUAGCCUCACAAGUGUGCAGUGUGUGAGAAACCUUUUCCUAUUUAAUCAAAGCUAAAAAAGCACCACAAAGACCAUAGAAGAGAUAAAUCUCUUCAGCUGUGAACAAACCCUUUUUUUUCAACAUUCAGUUGUAAACCUUUACCAGGAACUUCACACAGUGACAGAAGGGAAAUUGUACAAAUAUUUGAUGUGGGGAAAAUGUUUUUCCUAGUCAAGCGACCUUAAAUCCCAUCAGAGAGCACACAAUGAGGCAAAAGGGCACAAGUGCUGGGAGUGUGAGGAUGUUUUGCUCACAAAAGCCACAUUAGUAACUUACAUGUGGAGUAAAUAUAAUGUUUUGCAGGGAACAGGAAGUCCUCAAUUUAGGACCAUCACUUGAAAUGGAUUUCUGGUCAUACGAUGCUACAGUUGUAAGUAUUUUUGUUAAUUUUUACCAGACUUUUGUUGGUCAAUAAAGAGAACUCUGAAGAUUUGGAGAGGAGAAAAUGGGGUGAGGGUGGAAUGAAGAUGCAUCUGUUGCUUUAUUUAGUGAUUAAAUGUUGAUGUU
Molecule: messenger RNA, 1876 nt
Organism: Ahaetulla prasina
Lineage: Eukaryota; Metazoa; Chordata; Lepidosauria; Squamata; Colubridae
Product: zinc finger protein 501-like
Exons: 1
Coding region: 1-1332 (443 amino acids)
Biological process (GO): negative regulation of transcription by RNA polymerase II
Molecular function (GO): DNA-binding transcription repressor activity, RNA polymerase II-specific
Source: RefSeq, a predicted model, not a curated record